Molecule: messenger RNA, 917 nt
Organism: Photinus pyralis (common eastern firefly)
Lineage: Eukaryota; Metazoa; Arthropoda; Insecta; Coleoptera; Lampyridae
Exons: 4
Coding region: 68-676 (202 amino acids)
Source: RefSeq, a predicted model, not a curated record
GAUACAUAUGAAAAGGCAAAAUCUAAAUUGAAGUUGGCAGAAGUGCAAUCUGACCUCGGCACGGAGAAUGAAGAAAUGGAAAAGGCAAAUCGAAAGAUUCGAAAACGGAAAGUCAUUGAGUCAUCCCCUGAAAAAAAUGAAACAGAUAUUGCAAUGCAGUCAAAGCGCUCCCACACCACCAUCUGCAUCUCGAUGUGCACCAUCUCGUUCCAGAUCGUCUACACCAGCUUGUUCUCGAUCAUCCACACCUCCUAGUUCCAUAUCUUCUACGCUGAUCCAUUCCACACAAUCUCGUUCUUCACCUUUUGCACAAUCGCGCGUACCGUUAAGGUGCACUGCAUCUCAAGAGAUGGAAGACAUAUCGGAGCAACUUUCACAUGAGACGUUGAGAUCGCAGAAUAUUCAUUCAUUUGCGGAUGAUGAAUUUAAAACCAAAGUGCUAUCAGAAUUAUCCUUUAUUAAAUUAAAACUUUCCAAAAUCCAAAAAUUCAUGGUAAUUCAAAAGCAAAACACAACAGAAAACGAUAGCAACGAAAAUAAUGAAGUAGACUUGGACGUAAACAAUUUCCCUUUAUCAACCGAUGAAGACCUAAACAAAAUUGAAGAAAAACUGGAUAACGAAGAGUAUAACAAAAAACUAAUUGAAUACCUCGGCAGAAUAGGUGGAUAUACCUAAGUUAGAUGAAAUAACCAAACUUAUUUUACGACGAUUAUUUUCGAAUGAAUUAGCAGCAAAAUAUAGUUGGUUGGGGGCAAAACAAAAAAAGGCCAUGCCAAAUCUAAAAUUGGCUGCUAUUAUUUUAAGUAAGACUUCAAGCAUAUCAGGUCACAGCGGCGGCUCGUAAGCUGCGUAGAAGCUAGUGCCAAAUUGUGUCCCCCUCCCCAUUAUUUUAAUAGUUACAAAUUUUUAUUUUCAU